Aspergillus aculeatinus CBS 121060 is the source of this 1377-nucleotide messenger RNA. RefSeq lists its product as uncharacterized. Bases 1 to 1377 code for a protein of 458 amino acids. The transcript has a single exon. The record is from RefSeq and is a predicted model, not a curated record. Lineage: Eukaryota; Fungi; Ascomycota; Eurotiomycetes; Eurotiales; Aspergillaceae.
AUGCCGGAUACUUAUUGGGACCAGCCCGGUCAGCGUACUUCGUGCAACUCGCGGGGUCAGCGGGGUCAGCAACCUUCACAGGCACAGCAGCCUCCGCAGGCACAACAACCUCCACAGGCACAGCAACCUCCGCAGGCACAGCAACCUCCACAGGCACAGCAACCUCCACAGGCACAACAGCCUGCGCAGGCACAGCAACCUCCACAGGCACAACAGCCUGCGCAGGCACAGCAACCUCCACAGGCACAGCAACCUUCACAGACACAGCAACCUCCGCAGGCACAGCAACCUCCACAGGCACAACAGCCCCCGCAGGCACAGCAACCUCCGCAGGCGCAGCAGCCUCCGCAGGCCCCUCUACCGCAACAGCCUCCACAGGCACCUCUGCCGCAACAGCCUUCACAGGCACCAUUGCCGCAGCAGCCCCCGCAGGCUCCUCGGCAGGUGCAAGCCGCGGCAGAGGACGAGGACGAGGACGAGGAGGCCGACCCAAAUGGGCAGGUGGCUCAGGGAACUCAGCAGGCCCAAGGCGGGCCAAAUGCGCCGCACGCAGGCAAUGCGGCGAGUGCUGCGCUUCCGCCAAAUACACCAAACCUGCCGGCUCCGCCGAACACGCCGAACGUAGUGCUUGUGAACGGGGUAAACGGGGCAGCCCCAGUAACCGGAGUGAACCAUGUUAACGGGGUGAAUCCAGUAGCCAGGGCAACCCCCCAAGUGAACGGGGUUGUCCAUGGACACGGCGUAAAUCCAGUAGCUAGGCCCAACCCCCCAGCAGACAGGGCUAACCUUGUUAACGGGGUAAAUCCAGUAGCUAGGGCCAACCCCCAAGUGAACGGGAUUGUCCAUGGAAACGGCCCAGCUAGGCCAACCCCCCAAGUGAACGGGGUUGUCCCAGCAAACCGGGCAAACCCCAGGCCCCCCGGGCUUGUCGCCGUAGGCGGGGCAAACGCGAUGAACAGUGGAGUCGACGCCCAAGGUGGUACACAAGUACGAGGUCCGUUCCAGCGGGUCGGACACCCGGACUACCACAUCCGCUACAUUCUGCUCAACGCGACCACGGCCUGGACGGCCAUCCGGUGGCUGGCCCCGGGCCCCGUCGACUGGCACGGGGCGCCGGUGGACGCAUUGAAUCUGGAGUUCCAGUUGGUGCGGCAACGGUUCCCCGACGCAGUGACGCUGCAUGGCAGCAUCACGCAGUCGCCAACAAUACGUCUAUUCCGCGAGGCGCGGCCCUGGGCCUUCGGCGUCGAAGACCCGAUCCGCGAUACCCGGGUGGUGGCCGAGAGUAGGGACCUGAACUUGAUGGAUCCCGCCCAUACCCGCCUGAUCCUUGAUUGGAAGCGUGCCAUUCCCACUAAUCCGCCGAGCAAUCGGUGA